This is a messenger RNA of Sphaeroforma arctica JP610, 612 nucleotides long. RefSeq lists its product as hypothetical. Lineage: Eukaryota; Ichthyosporea; Ichthyophonida. The record is from RefSeq and is a predicted model, not a curated record. The annotation marks the transcript as partial. The transcript has a single exon.
GAGAAGGAGCGAUUGGCGGAGGAGACCAUAGCUCAGGAGGCAGGUCCAAUAGCUCGGGAGGCGUCUAAGAAGAAGAAAGAAGCUGCAAAGCAAAAGAGGGAGGAAAAGAUGCGUAGGAAAGAAGAACUCAAGAAGAUGAAAGCGGCGAAGGAAAAGUCGGAAUCCGAGAAGGCUAAACGUAAGGCGAACAAGGAUACACAAGUGCAGAGAAAAAGGAAGAACCAGAGACUUGCUACCAGUGGCACUAUGGCAGUAGCUACAGAAAGUAUUGCUCAGUCGACGCGCGAACAAAGAGAAAUCCUUGGAUUGCGGUCCCCGUCCGCAUCGCCUCCCCUGGGACCUUUCCCUAAAGCAGCACCACCACCUCCUCCUUCUCCGCUACCGCGUGCACCACAGUACCAACACAUACCACUACACCAACACAUACCACAACACCAACACCCAGCCGAAGAUUGCGUAGGAUUGCUAUUGGCCCUUGAUCCUACAUCACAUGACAAUCACGCCCCUGCGACAGAUACUGUCGGCCAGUACUACGAGAACACAAUGUCAACACGGAACCCAAAUCUACCCGACGCAAAACAGAGCCCCUGUGAACCAUUCGUAUACUAUUAA